Molecule: messenger RNA, 6258 nt
Organism: Cygnus olor (mute swan)
Lineage: Eukaryota; Metazoa; Chordata; Aves; Anseriformes; Anatidae
Gene: GRIK3
Product: glutamate ionotropic receptor kainate type subunit 3
Exons: 16
Coding region: 1-2760 (919 amino acids)
Biological process (GO): monoatomic ion transport; synaptic transmission, glutamatergic; modulation of chemical synaptic transmission
Cellular component (GO): postsynaptic membrane; presynaptic membrane; plasma membrane
Molecular function (GO): kainate selective glutamate receptor activity; transmitter-gated monoatomic ion channel activity involved in regulation of postsynaptic membrane potential
Source: RefSeq, a predicted model, not a curated record
AUGCCCCGGCUCUGGGCGGCUCUGGGCGGCGUGCUCUGGGAGUACUGCGCUGCGCUCCUGCUCGGCGGCUUCUGGGGCCAGGGCUCGCAGGGGAUGCCGCAUGUCAUCCGGAUCGGAGGAAUCUUUGAGUACGCAGAUGGCCCCAACACCCAGGUUAUGAGUGCCGAGGAGCAAGCCUUUCGAUUUUCCGCCAAUAUUAUCAACAGAAACAGAACCUUGCUGCCUAACACAACGCUCACCUACGACAUUCAGCGGAUACACUUCCACGACAGCUUUGAAGCAACCAAGAAAGCCUGCGACCAGCUCGCCCUCGGGGUCGUAGCAAUAUUCGGCCCGUCCCAAGGCUCCUGCACCAACGCCGUCCAGUCCAUCUGCAAUGCCCUGGAGGUCCCCCACAUACAGCUGCGGUGGAAGCACCACCCGCUGGAUAACAAGGACACUUUCUACGUCAACCUGUACCCCGACUAUUCUUCCCUCAGCCAUGCCAUCCUGGACCUGGUGCAGUACCUGAAAUGGAGGUCAGCCACCGUGGUGUACGAUGACAGCACAGGCCUGAUUCGGCUGCAGGAGCUGAUCAUGGCCCCGUCAAGGUACAACAUCCGCCUGAAAAUCCGCCAGCUGCCGCUGGACACGGACGACGCGCGGCCGCUGCUGAAGGAGAUGAAGCGGGGCCGGGAGUUCCGCAUCAUCUUCGACUGCAGCCACCUGAUGGCAGCUCAGAUCCUCAAGCAGGCCAUGGCGAUGGGAAUGAUGACAGAAUACUACCACUUCAUCUUCACCACUCUGGAUCUUUAUGCAUUAGACCUAGAACCAUACCGCUACUCUGGGGUGAACCUGACCGGCUUCCGGAUCCUCAACGUGGAGAACCCGCACGUGUCGUCCAUCAUCGAGAAGUGGUCCAUGGAGCGGCUGCAGUCAGCGCCCAAGGCGGAGCUGGGGCUGCUCGACGGCGUGAUGAUGACAGACGCUGCCCUGUUGUACGACGCGGUCCACGUGGUCUCCGUGUGCUACCAGCGAGCCCCCCAGAUGACCGUCAACUCCCUGCAGUGCCACCGGCACAAAGCCUGGAGGUUCGGUGGCCGCUUCAUGAAUUUUAUAAAAGAGGCCCAAUGGGAAGGAUUAACUGGACGAAUUGUCUUCAACAAAAGUAGUGGCUUACGGACAGAUUUUGACUUGGACAUCAUCAGCCUCAAAGAAGACGGUCUUGAAAAGGUUGGCACGUGGAACCCUUCCAACGGUCUGAACAUCACAGAAAUUGCCAAGGGACGAGGGCCCAACGUCACGGACUCGCUCAGCAACAGAUCUCUCAUUGUCACCACUGUCCUGGAGGAGCCCUUCGUCAUGUUCCGCAAGUCCGACACCGCCCUCUUUGGGAACGACCGCUUUGAGGGCUACUGCAUCGACCUGCUGAAGGAGCUGGCCAUCAUCCUGGGCUUCACCUACGAGAUCCGCCUGGUGGAGGACGGGAAAUAUGGCGCGCAGGACGACAAGGGGCAGUGGAACGGCAUGAUCAAGGAGCUCAUCGACCAUAAAGCUGACCUGGCCGUCGCUCCUCUCACCAUCACCCACGUCCGGGAGAAAGCGAUCGACUUCUCCAAGCCCUUCAUGACCCUGGGGGUCAGUAUUUUGUACCGCAAGCCCAACGGGACCAACCCCAGUGUGUUCUCCUUCCUCAACCCCCUGUCUCCUGACAUCUGGAUGUACAUCCUCCUCGCCUACCUGGGGGUCAGCUGCGUGCUCUUUGUCAUAGCCAGGUUCAGCCCAUACGAGUGGUACGACGCUCAUCCCUGCAACCCCGGGUCGGACAUCGUGGAGAAUAACUUCACCCUGCUCAACAGCUUCUGGUUUGGGAUGGGCGCGCUGAUGCAGCAAGGCUCGGAGCUGAUGCCCAAAGCUCUAUCUACACGGAUCAUUGGUGGCAUAUGGUGGUUCUUCACCCUAAUUAUCAUCUCGUCCUACACGGCCAACCUUGCCGCCUUCCUGACGGUGGAGAGGAUGGAAUCCCCCAUCGACUCGGCAGACGACUUGGCAAAGCAGACAAAAAUAGAGUACGGAGCAGUGAAGGAUGGAGCUACCAUGACCUUCUUCAAGAAAUCCAAAAUUUCCACAUUUGAAAAAAUGUGGGCCUUCAUGAGCAGCAAACCCACGGCACUGGUUAAAAGCAACGAGGAAGGCAUCCAGCGAACCCUCACGGCCGACUACGCCCUGCUGAUGGAGUCGACCACCAUCGAGUACAUCACCCAGAGGAACUGCAACCUGACUCAGAUCGGGGGGCUCAUUGACUCCAAAGGCUACGGCAUUGGGACUCCCAUGGGCUCCCCGUACCGGGACAAGAUCACCAUCGCCAUCCUCCAGCUCCAGGAGGAGGACAAGCUGCACGUGAUGAAGGAGAAGUGGUGGCGGGGCAACGGCUGCCCUGAGGAUGAGAACAAGGAGGCCAGCGCUCUGGGCAUCCAAAACAUCGGUGGGAUUUUCAUCGUUUUGGCAGCAGGCCUGGUGCUCUCAGUCUUUGUGGCCAUGGUGGAGUUCAUCUACAAGCUGCGCAAAACGGCAGAGCGUGAGCAGCGCUCCUUCUGCAGCGCCAUGGCCGACGAGAUCCGGCUCUCGCUCACCUGCCAGCGGCGGGUCAAGCACAAGCCCCAGCCCCCCGUCAUGGUGAAGACGGACGCCGUGAUCAACAUGCACACCUUCAAUGACCGACGGCUGCCAGGGAAGGACAACAUGACCUGCAACACUGGAUUGACGCCCGUGUUUCCCUAGGGAAUGGGACCUGGGGGGUGGGAGGGAAGGAAUCGCGUCAGUCAAAGCUGAAUGCACUCUUAACUAGGGAAGAAAGGAUUAAAAAAAAAAGCGAAAAAAAAAGCGAAAAAAAAAAGCUUGGUUUGGUUCAUUUCAAGAUCAAGGCCUUUAAAACACAGCUGCAUCAAUCACCGGCACAGAAGCACCAACUGCAAAGCAUGGACUGUAACAUGGGUCUUGGGGCUUUUCCGUUUCAUUUUUGUUAUUUUCCGUUCCUUAUUUUUUUACAGCUUAGAUCCUACAGGCCUCAUGGAGUCCAAACACACUACCAUCCAGGAGUCUGAUGUUUACAUACCGAAAACACACGGAGGCAAAAACGAAUUGAGCCAAACUGACCCUCGGUGGGUAACGAGGAGCCCCUGAGCAAGGCUUCUUUAGCAUGGCAAUAAAAAGAAACACUUUGCCCCUCCAGGUGUGGAGUGAGCAACGGUCAGAGUGAGCACCCAUCCCAAAGUGACGGACACAACACAUUUAGGACACGCUGGCCAGGAACGAGGAAAGUGCCUGCAAAGCUCUGCGAUGCUCCAGGCUGCGCCCUACAACGACGCAGCUCGUGGUGGCUCUUUGCUCCCCAGCCGUGCUGGCUGGCGUCACCACAGCACGAAGUCCACGCGGGGGCCUGGAGGGAGAAGGCAACAGAAAUGCUCAUCAGUAGACCUGAGACAGCUGACCCCGAAGGCGAGAGCAAGCUCGAGUGACCGGAGUCCUGGCCAAGAACGGGACCGCGUGCAUGGGGACUGUGCCACCUCUGAGUGCAAGCGCCCCAACGCCAGCCCACGGUGACACUGCGGCUCCGUCGCGCUCACACUCAGACCAGGAGAGGACACUACGCAUGGUUUAGGACUAAAUGCUACACGUGGCACCAGAGACCUGAGAGGCAAAGCCUCAGCCUGCAGGGCCGGGGCUGGCCUGGGACAAACAGCACUGUGUGAGCCAAACCUGACACCCCCUCGCCCUGCCCGGUGACCCGCAGCCCCGCCGGCAGCAUCUCCAUGCCAUUUACACAAACACGCUAACAUCUUUCGAAGAAAUCUUCCCCGGACUGUAUUCUUAUUUUCAGGCUGCUCAAUCCAGGAGGCUGGUCCUGCGGAUCAUCUUGUCAGAAUUACCAAAGACCCCUCUGCUGACCGAACGCACCGCUCGAGUGACGCCGCGCCGCUCCGUCCCUCUGCGGAUGAAUUUCUCCCCGGCCAUCUGCUAAACAAAACCAACAGAAACGGCCCUGCCCAUGGAAACCCAGAACAUCCCGAGGAGUACUGCAAGGUGCUUAAAAGCUCUGGUUAAAAAACACAGGCGUUGAUGAGAAGAGCAACCUCUUUCCCUGGCAGACGUGACGGAGCCCUGCUGCUGGACACCCCCACUCCCCGAGCCACGAGGCUUUCCGCAGGGUUUGUUUGGGCCCAAAGGGACAAACCUGCUGCAGCCCAGUUAAAAGGUUUUUCCCACCUGUUUCUUUCUCAGUCUCAGUUAUAUGAAGGUUAUCUUUGGAGCUGAUUAGAAUUAGCAAAUUAGCUGAAGGGGAGAUUUCUGCUUUCCCCCCCCAUCACAGACCAUAAUUUGUCCUUAUUUUGUCUUUCCAUGAUGUAAAGAAGCAACACAGUGACCCGAAACAAAAAAGCUAGAUUUGUCAUAUUUUGACUCACGUAAAGAUAUGCAAUGAAUUUACAUUUAUUUUCACCUUUUCAUAGAAACCAUGAAAAAUCAGAGUUGAAAGCUGCCAACUCAAUGCGCAUCAUCAUCUUCACAGUUUGCUGACCAAACACCUACAGCUGAGGACGGACUGGGAAAUGUGGCUGUUUCCCAAAGCUAAUGACGUAUUUUCUGUACUUCUUUGCCAAUCCUUAGGCUUGUCGGAGCAGUAGAGGUUAUGUUGUCUUUGCAGAUUCCUAAGCUCUUAGAAAGGGAUUUUUACAAUCACACCACAGAUAAAAACAAAGCCUAAAACUGGCUUUAAAUGUCCUGAGAGUAAAAUACCACCAAAAACCAUUUUGCUUCCUGGCAGAUUUUUUUUACAUAAGUAAAUAUCACUAACGCCAUAAACACCCUUCGUUCAUCCCUGACGCCAGUUCGAUCUCACUUUACUCACCAACAUCCCAGAGCGCCAGGUGAGCAGCCGGAAUCAGUAGUGCUAUCCGCCAGCAAGACAAAGCCUUGCAGGUUAACCUGCUCUCUUCCCUCUCCUCUGACCCUAAAUCAGCACUUCAUGCGUCUCUGUUACGGUUUUAUGUUUAAGACCUCGGUCACUAAAGGCUUUGACACAGGGAACCGCCGGCACCGCCAGGCAGGGGGCUGCUGGGACCGGCCCCGUGGCACCGCUCACGCGUGCUCCCCGCCAGCUCCGCUCACCGGGACGGUUCCUGACCUCGUCCUCCUGCGGUGCCCCCAGGGCCAUGCGAUCACUGCGCUGCUGAACCAGCCCGGCGGCUUCACCCAGCGCGAGCGACGCGGCAGCCUUCUGCAGAGAGCAGCAAUGAGCCUGACAGCGAGCAGCAGCGGCCAAGCGGCCUCGAAGGGGCAGAUGUGAUGCUGAAGCCCCGAAGCCUUUCGCAAGCUGGUCUGUGCCCCUUUUGUGACCGCUGGCGACUCCUGUCCUGGAACCAUCCGACUUCCAGCUUUCCUGAAAGCAGUUUCUUUCUUGGCGUGGUGGGCAGAGGGACUGGAAAAGCGAGGAGGGAAGACAAAAAGCAGGUCUGGGCUAUUAAACUGUGUCUAAACUGCUGCCAUGUCUGUUCACUGUCCCUUACCGCUGCUUUUUCCUCCCGGGUCUCCUGUGAGCCAGAGCAGGGACGCAGAGGGUAGCUUCCUUUGGGGUUGCUUUUCCCUUUAGACUUAACCAAUAAUGAGCAUUGGGUACAAACGGCGAGCCUACAAAUCCACAAAGAAGGUGAAUAUGCAAAGGGAAGCAGCUCCAGCUCCGGGCAAGUGCUGUCCCCUGUGGGGCAGGUGAUGUGGGGAGCAGGAUUCGGCCGGCUGCAGGCACUGGCGGUCUCUGGGAGGUCCCGCAGGGGGACCCACAGCUCCUGAGCGGUGUACGGGGGGAGCCUUCCUGCAGCACGCGCGAGCAAACUGGGACGAGACCCAGCCCCAGGGCUGGCUGGGCGCUGGCGUGGGAAGCCCUUUGCUGUCCGUACCUUUCUUUGACAUGUUUCUCAAAAAAAAAAAAGCAAGAAAAGAACAAAAAGAAGAAAAAAAAAAAAAAACAGAAAAGAGUUGGAUAAAAAAAGGAAAAAAACUGGUCUCCGUGAUAUUCAGGGGAUUUUCCUUUGUGGACAUGCAGAAUUUCUAUGAAUAUAGUUUUUUGUAAACAUUUUGUAACAAUUUUGGUUUCAUAGUAACUGUGUUACUUGCUGAUCAUUCUAGGCUGAUGUAAAUAAAAUUUCCAAAAAAAAAGAAAAAAUUCUGAUUAUUUUCCUUUUUAAGACACUGUGAUAUAUCAAAGUGCACAGUUUGCUGUAUGAA